Messenger RNA from Sardina pilchardus (European sardine), 1788 nucleotides. RefSeq names its product methyltransferase 22, Kin17 lysine (gene mettl22). Bases 196 to 1290 code for a protein of 364 amino acids. The record is from RefSeq and is a predicted model, not a curated record. Gene Ontology annotation, cellular component: nucleus. NCBI's taxonomy places the organism in Eukaryota, Metazoa, Chordata, Actinopteri, Clupeiformes, Clupeidae. Gene Ontology annotation, molecular function: protein methyltransferase activity. Gene Ontology annotation, biological process: protein methylation. The transcript is spliced from 11 exons.
AGCUGUGACAGAUUAACAUGUCUGUGUCGGUUAACAUGUACUUUUGCCAUAUGAUCGAGGAGAUCGUCAAGUUUUCGCCUUUCGCGAACACGACCUCUGCAGGAUAAUCUCUUCGCGACGUCACACGUUAACAUUAUAGCACCAAGAUACAGCGCACUGAAGUUUUCCUAGCCCUGGAGAUAUGUUGACCCAGCCAUGGACAAGAUCAUCUUCCGCAUGGACACAGUCCUGUCAGAUGUGCACCUAUUGCUGCCCAACGCCCGCCACUUGAUGACCCGCCUUAACACUGUCGGCCAACCAGUCUUCGUCUCUAAGUUUAGGAUCCUGUGGGAUGUGGAGGAGAGGGAGAUUGACUGCGGUGGGUCCUCCCCAGGGAGAGCUGCGGACGGCAGCCCCUCCGGUCCGAGUGAGGUACCCCUGGAUGACGAUGGAGACCUGGAUGUGGUGAGGAGGCCCAGAGAUGCCUCCCCAGAUCGAGAGAGGGUGUGUCCCAUCAUCCUCAACCAGGCUUUGGGUGAUUCGGCAGAUGGCUGUGAGGAAGAGGACGAUGAGGGUGGAGAAGAUGCAACACAAUGCGAUGUCAUCAGAAUUGAACACACAAUGGCUACACCACUGGAAGAUGUUGGCAAACAGAUCUGGCGCGGAGCUUUUCUUCUGGCUGAUCUCAUCCUGUCACGGCCAGCUGAGUUCCAGGGAGCCACCGUUCUGGAGCUCGGGGCCGGUACUGGACUCACAAGUGUCGUCAUGGCAACACAGGCCAAAAUGAUGUAUUGCACAGAUGUGGGCCAGGACCUGUUGAGUAUGUGUGAAAGAAACGUGACUUUAAACCAACAUCUUAUUGAAGACAAAGUGAAUGAGGUGAAAGUCAGACAGCUCGACUGGACGGGAGAUGAUUUCUGCACAGAUGCUGAGAUACCCUUUUCCUGGACUGAGGAAGAGGUGUCUGACCUACACAACGAGACAUCAGUGAUAAUGGCCGCAGAUGUGUGCUAUGAUGACGAUCUGACCGAUGCCUUCUUCAGGACGCUCUACAGGAUAACCAGCCAUCUCCGAAACCCCAGCACUGCCUAUGUGUCCAUUGAGAAAAGGCUCAACUUCACGCUGAGGGAAAUGGACGUGGCCUGCGAGGCCUACAACCACUUCCGCCACUGUCUGGACGAGCUCUGUGACAUGGACGACGGCAAGAUGAAGUACCACGUGGAGCAGGUGCUCAGCCCCAUCCCCCAGUUCUUGCAGUACGAGAGGGUGGAGCAGCUGGAGGUAUGGAAGAUCGCUGCAAGCCAAAAAUGAACUCACAAGUGUCUCACAGCAUCUCCGUCUCCUGGCACUUCCUCACAGCAUCUCUGUGAAUCCUGGUGUCUGAUACAGAUGCUCGGUUUUGUAUUGCCAGACUGUGUAAAAUGUUUUAACUGUGAAGAGAAAAUGAAGCACAUACAGUAUAUGUUUUCGGAGUUGUUCACCAAUGUCGGAUGUCAUAUUCAUAUCUCUGAUCUAACUAUCCUGGCUAAGGUUGUUGAAUUAAUUUGUCCUUGUGUUUUUAAGGCAGAUAAAUGUUAUGAUGUCAAAAUAGGGAAUGGUCAUACAGGCCACUAAUUAUGUAUUUAUUAUUCAGCAAUGCAGGUUUCUUUCAAUUAACAACACCUCCCAUGCAGAAGUCAAUUUUGGUGCUUUUUUCUUCUUGGUGUUUGCCAGAGUUGAGUUUUCUUCCUUCAGUGUAAUGAAAUGUGUUUUUAAAUUAAAUGUAAUAGGUCAAUUGUUAUUUAAUUGUGCACAAUAAAAAAAAUGACA